AUGAGGGGUUUCUUUUAUGUUGCAGUACUACUUUACCUAGAUGCAUUUGUGCAUGCAUUUCUCGUAAAGAUGGGCACAGACCCCAUUUGUGCCGUUCCGCCGGAUAAAACGUUGCUCGCGCGGACAAUGCAGCUGCUCCUCGGAAUCAAGCGGCUUCCGCGGCGCUUCCACAGCUUGCCGGACAAGUUCACGGGGUUCCGGUUCCACAAGUCGUACCGGUUCAACCACCGGUUCUUCCGGGCGCGCAAGACACUCAAGAUCAGCUACUGCCAGGAGGGCCGACUCCAGUUCCAGGUCGACCACAUGUUGGCAAAGGAGAUCGACUGGAACAUUCCGUUCUGCGUGCUCGACGCGCCGGUGGAGCAGGGCAAGUUCUGGCAGCAGGGCAGCACGAACCUCAAUGCGUUGAACUGCUUCAAGUUGGCGCGACGCAAGAAGUACGCGAAGCGGUCGUUUGACAUCUUCCUCCCGGACACAUGGGUUGGAGGGCUCUUCCACUGCAACGUGACGAACGACGUCAAGACCAAGCUUGUGUCGUUGAUGGACCAGAACCUCAACAUCCGGUUGGAUACCGAGGGCGGUGACAACAUGUUCGACAUCACAAACGUGUGCACGCGGGAGAACUCGAUCCCGCUCCAGCCGAUUAUGUCUUCGGACUACAAGCAGUACUGGACCAACUACAAGACGCAGAGCAGGAUCCCGCUCGUGCGCCAGAUAUACAAGAUGCAGGUGGAGAAAAUAAUCCCGUUUUUCGAAACGCCGGUGAGCGUUGGCGCGGGCCGCAUCAAAUGGGGCUUGCCGCUUGACGAGCAGUUUGCGUCGAUGGCCGAGUUCUGGCGCCAGAAUAGCAAGACACCGUGGUAUGAGGAGAUUGAAGUGCAAGAAAAUUACAACUACAACCCAACAGAGGAACAAGAUAUCAGCACUGCUCACAACAUCACAAUGACGUUGCUAGAGCCCUUCCUAAAAUAUUCGCGGAAACUGUUGACGUCCUUUUUAGAUCAUGACGGCACGUUACGAGCUCAGGCUCCGGAGAGGUUCAAAGAGAUGAUUGACAGCUUAGGGGCGUUCAAGCGCAAUAUCUGGCAUUUCCUAAGCACGUCAGACGUAGUUUCCUCUCUUGGCCCCGAAGUCCAUGAAGUUUUGAGCGAGAUAAAAAAGUUGUGGGAUGACUUGAAUCUCGCACCCGAAAAGUUCACGUACGGAGAAGACUUAAAAAAGGACAUUACCACAGUGAUAAAAGUUUAUAGAUCAGGCCCAUAG
Messenger RNA from Eremothecium gossypii ATCC 10895, 1263 nucleotides. RefSeq lists its product as uncharacterized. The transcript has a single exon. The coding region runs from base 1 to 1263 and encodes 420 amino acids. NCBI's taxonomy places the organism in Eukaryota, Fungi, Ascomycota, Saccharomycetes, Saccharomycetales, Saccharomycetaceae. The record is from RefSeq and is marked provisional.